UCCAAAAACACGAAAGAAAGAAUCUAGCAAAUUCUUAACAGUCGAUGGAUCAAGAAGGAUCAUCACAAAGCCCUACCGGGCAGGGCCGUUCUCCCUCUGCACCCUCUAAUUCUACCGCACCGUCCCGGUCCCGUUGGUCACCUAAACCGGAGCAAAUCUUGAUACUCGAAUCCAUUUUCAACAGUGGUAUUGUCAACCCACCAAAAGACGAAACAGUGAGGAUAAGAAAAAUGCUUGAGCAAUUUGGUGCAGUGGGUGACACAAACGUCUUCUACUGGUUUCAAAACCGACGUUCAAGAUCUCGCCGGAGACAGCGGCAGCUUCAAACCGCUACUGCCGCAGCCGUCACUUCCAGAGGAGCUGAAGACCAGCAGCACAUGACGACCAUGAGCAUGCAUCAUCCUUACAGAAACAACGAGAUUAAUUUGGGAUUUGGAAGUUGUAGCAACUCGUCAGCUAAUUUCUUCUUUAAUGAUCCUUCAUCUCAAGUAUCUUCCUUUCUUCUCGGUCACUCGUCUUCUUCCUCGAAUGGUGGAUGUGAAAGUAACAAUGGCAUGGAGAAUCUCUUCGCAAUGUAUGGCCAUGAAUCUGAUCAUCCCCAUCUGCAUCAGCACAGCUCAAAUGAUGCAACAAUUUCAAACCCAUCUGAUCAAAACUCCAGUUUCCACUAUCAACAAGGUUUGAAAGUGAAUAAGGAAGAUACAACUUUUAAGUGA
This is a messenger RNA of Brassica oleracea var. oleracea, 716 nucleotides long. Its product is annotated as WUSCHEL-related homeobox 12-like. The coding region runs from base 45 to 716 and encodes 223 amino acids. NCBI's taxonomy places the organism in Eukaryota, Viridiplantae, Streptophyta, Magnoliopsida, Brassicales, Brassicaceae. The transcript is spliced from 2 exons. The record is from RefSeq and is a predicted model, not a curated record. Gene Ontology annotation, biological process: adventitious root development. Gene Ontology annotation, molecular function: DNA binding; DNA-binding transcription factor activity.